UCAGGACGCAAUAAUGCUUGUGAAAAAACCUCAUACCUUUUCUUGCGGAAGGAACUACCAGUACGACUUGCCAAUACACUGAAAGAGGUCAACCUGCUGCCUGAAAGUUUACUCCAAAGGCCAUCAGUCAAGCUAGUACGAUCCUGGUACAUGCAAAGUUUUCUUGAACUUUUAGAAUAUGAGAAUAAGAGCCCAGACGAUCCUGAUGUACUUUAUGACUUUUUAAAUGUCCUCAUCCAAGUGAGGAACCGACACAAUGAUGUGGUCCCCACCAUGGCCCAAGGUGUGAUUGAAUACAAAGAGAAGUACGGCUUUGAUCCAUUUGUCAGUAGCAAUAUCCAGUAUUUCCUGGAUAGAUUCUACACAAGCAGAAUUUCUUUCCGUAUGCUCAUUAAUCAGCACACUCUUCUGUUUGGAGGGGACAUUAAUCCUGCCCAUCCCAAGCAUAUAGGCAGCAUUGAUCCGUCCUGCAAUGUACCAGAAGUAGUCAAAGAUGCCUAUGAAACAGCAAAGAUGCUGUGUGAGCAAUACUACUUGUCUGCACCUGAGCUGAAAAUUGAAGAAUUCAAUGCUAAGGCCCCGGGCAGACCUCUGCAGGUGGUCUAUGUGCCCUCUCACCUAUUCCACAUGCUAUUUGAAUUAUUUAAGAAUUCAAUGAGAGCAACAGUGGAGCAGCAUGAAGGCAAGACAGAUAUCCUGCCACCUAUAAAGACCCUGGUCACACUUGGAAUGGAAGAUCUUUCAAUAAAGAUUAGUGACCAGGGUGGAGGUGUGCCUUUGAGAAAAAUAGAUCGGCUGUUCAAUUAUAUGUAUUCUACAGCACCCAGGCCCAGUCUGGAGCCAAGCAGAGCUGCUCCAUUAGCUGGUUUUGGGUAUGGACUGCCUAUAUCUCGACUUUAUGCCCGCUAUUUCCAAGGAGACCUUAAACUCUAUUCCAUGGAAGGAGUUGGCACUGAUGCAGUUAUCUAUUUAAAGGCUGUGUCCGGGGAGUCAUUCGAGAGACUGCCGGUCUUUAACAAGUCAGCAUGGCGACACUACAAAAACGCAGCAGAAGCUGAUGACUGGAGCAAUCCAAGCAGAGAGCCACGGGAUGCUUCCAAGUACAAGGCUAAUUAA
This is a messenger RNA of Staurois parvus, 1116 nucleotides long. The record is from the annotation of a GenBank genome assembly. Lineage: Eukaryota; Metazoa; Chordata; Amphibia; Anura; Ranidae.